Molecule: messenger RNA, 339 nt
Organism: Caenorhabditis elegans
Lineage: Eukaryota; Metazoa; Nematoda; Chromadorea; Rhabditida; Rhabditidae
Gene: Y75B12B.3
Product: Transposase
Source: RefSeq, marked reviewed
ACUUGUCAGAUUCCUAGAAAUGUUUCCCGAGAUUCUUAAUAAUGAAAAACUUCGAUUGGAGAACAUUAAGAAGAUCUAUGAAUCGAGCAAGUCUGGUUAUGAAUCGGCCAAACAGUUGUAUGAGCAGCAGGUCAACAAUCCGGAAGUUUCGGAUGAGCAAAAGUCGGAGAAUUUGGAGAAAUUGAAGGAGUCUCGUGGUGAUUUGGACAACUUGCAGAAGAAAAUCGUCGAGCUUCAGGCGAAGAUUGAGAACUUGAGCAAACUCGGCGGGCAACAAGGAAAUCCAUUCAAGAAGUUGUUCUAAUUUUUGAUAUUUUCUUAAAUGAACUUUCUUCCAGU